This is a messenger RNA of Gadus morhua (Atlantic cod), 2068 nucleotides long. It is a transcript of the gene rd3, whose product is annotated as retinal degeneration 3, GUCY2D regulator. The record is from RefSeq and is a predicted model, not a curated record. NCBI's taxonomy places the organism in Eukaryota, Metazoa, Chordata, Actinopteri, Gadiformes, Gadidae. Bases 906 to 1532 code for a protein of 208 amino acids. The transcript has 3 exons.
UGAAUCACCGCCUCGCAACACAAACACGUUGGUGGAGAUAGAAACACUCACACCUCCACGCUGGAGAGGAACCACACAGAACCCAGAACAAACUGCAACAUCCGCCCACACAACAGCACACAAUCUACCUUGGUUUUCUCAAUCGCUUUCUCUCCCACCAAACACGCACACUUGCAAGCCCAAACAUGCACACUUGCAAUCACAAACACACACACACACACACACACACACACACACACACUUAAUUUAUAGAGGCUGACCUCUGUUUUCUCCCGCACAUGUUAGCCAACCAUGGACUCAAGCAUUAUUUUCUCUCACUCUCUCUCUCUCUCUAAUCGCUGUCCCUCGCUCUCUCGCUCACCCCGCCCCUACCCUCCCUCUUUAUCUGCCUCUUCAUCGCUCUCUGACUGGCGCUCAGCUGAUGGGAGCUUACCGUGGACAAAUAGGCUUAGGGAGCAUCACUAUGGCAACGGCAAAUCGUAAAACGCAACAUAAGCACUUCAUCAAGGGGUUGUGAUCCGAAGCUCCUUCUGAACACGGUGGCCCCAAACCACCCGCAACAAGUGACGCCCGAGCAGGAGCAGGAGCAGGAGGAGGAGGAGGACUCCUGGGAGGAGGGCGCACCUCAAACACUACCGGUCGACGGAUGGACAACACGGCGGCAGUCCCAGUGAGAUAGAGAGAAAACAAGAGAGAGAGAGAGAGAGAGAGAGAGAGAGAGAGAGAGAGAGAGAGAGAGAGAGAGAGAGAGAGAGAGAAGCACAGAUGGAAGGGAUGCUGUAGUGUUGCAGCCGGCAGAUUGUUUCACCACUAGCUCCUUAACAACUACAACAAAACAAAGGGGAGCCAUCAGUGUUUUUUCUUCUGGGCUCAGGACACAAACUUCAGAACAGCAGAGCGUGGUCAUGGCCUCCUGGUUCAGCUGGAGCGACCCGUACCACCGGAGGCCGCGGCGGGAGCCCUCGGACGUGGUGGUGGACACGCUGAUGCUGGAGUUCACCUGGCAGCUGAAGGAGGCCGAGCGGCUGCAGCGCGAGCGCGACAGCGAGUACCGGCGGCUGAAGACGGGCGUGGAUUACAGCUGGCUGGCGUCGACGCGCCGCAACUCGUACAGCGUGAGCACCGGGGAGAGGCUGGGGCUGGAGGACCUCUGCUGCAAGGUGCCGCCCGGCGACUGCGGACUGGUCAUACUCAAGAUCCGCGAGGCGCUGGGGGCCCACCAGCCCGACGCGCAGGAGGUGCUGGGGCUGUUCCGCGGCGUGCUGCUGGAGGAGCUGGACCGCGCCCGGGAGGAGGAGGAGACGCGGCGCCUCACCCGCCAGUGGAACAACAAGCGCUCCAUGAGCAUGUCGCUGGUCAACUUCCGCUCCCGCAUCAAGAUCAACCCCUUCGGCAGCACCGUGGGCCUGACCUCCGGCCCCGCCGACGCCGAGGCCGGCGGAGACCUCAAGACGGUGUCGGAGGACGUGGAGAAGGGCUCGGACACGGGGGACGGCCGGGUCCAGAGGGGAUGGAGUCUGCCCGACUACUGAGACAGCGUCGCGUGGACCCUGGAACGCCCGAGCCCCCCCCCCCGUAGUGUCCAUGUGAGGCCGUCACGGGUCGUGACGACGGGGCACCCCUAAGCCAGGGGGACCGGCUCACGUACUUUGUCUUGGCUCCCAUUGUUGCAAGAUACCGGGACAAUGGAGCAGAUAUCCCGCAGUCCUUUUGAGCCACUAUGAAGUCCAAACUAUUGGAACAUGCGUCUUUAUAAAGCACAGUUGUAACUCACACCUUUUAUAGUGCGUUCCCAGAGGAUUUGAAGGGUUUUCAAACUUGUCUGUUAAUGCAAGCCUCGUCUUCACCUGUUGUCUUGGUGACUACGAUUGGAAAUACUAUUUUUGAUAUACAUAGUUAACCUUAAUAUAUGAUAUAAUACAAAUGUAAUUUAUACCCAACACUUGUGUGCCACUAUACAAUGAAAAAUGUGUGUAAUUUUGAAAUGUAUGUGUAAGUAAUGAAUCCUCUUUGAUGUUUUAACUGAUUUGUAGUGAAAUACAGCAAGCCAUUAAAACGCUAAUCUCCA